CCGAAUGAUGGGAAAUUUUGCACAUGAACGGAAAUCCAACCCUUUAUUUUACUGGCUGUUUCCGUGUGGCAUUCAGAUAGUCAUGAGUGCGGUUAACAGCAAAUAUUGGUAGCCAUUGGACUCCUUGCACAUCUGUCUAGUGGGAAAGACCCGUCUCAUUUUCGUUGGUACGGAAGCCGAGAGGGGACCGGUUGAUUACACGGCGGCGGUGGGUCUCCACCCGAGAGUAUGGCGGUCAGGAUUGUAUUCGUGAACGCAUAAGGAACGGGGAGAUGAAAGAGAUGGUGAAAAAGCAACGAAACUUAUAUUAAUAGGCCUAACUCUUGAAUUUGUAUUUAUUUAUUUAUCAACAUUUGUUGAGAUAAAACGCGCAAGUCUUGCAGAAUCCAUCAGGAACCGUCCUGUUUUUUCUCCAAUGUCUUCGCUGGAGCAAGUUUUGUUUUUUUGUGAUACAUAGAAUGGUGAGCUAAGCAGAUGAAAAACCACACGUUUCACAUUGUCCAGCGUUUUGAUACCUUUUAAUGCAUUUAAAAAAAAAAAAUUGCAGUCGUUUCGAUGCGCAUAGCCUAGUAAUCAAUGUCUGGUGUGCCUGUGGGAAUUUCUACAAUGAAAUCCAUCUUCGGGCAGCGAGUCUUUGUGCUCAGCUUUUUAUUUGCCAUUGCUGAGCGGUGGUAAGAAAGGCUGUAUUUUUAUAUCCGUUCAAAAUGGGACUUGAAUAAAUGCCAUUUGCUCGGAUAUAUUUUAUUCUAUGUCGCGCGGAGAGUGAUAGCUUUCGACAAUCUCUUGAAAUCAUCAAAUAACAAGGGAGCAAUGCGCGAGUACAAAGUGGUGGUCCUCGGCAGCGGUGGGGUCGGGAAAUCCGCCCUCACUGUUCAGUUUGUGACCGGGACGUUUAUUGAGAAGUACGACCCGACCAUAGAAGAUUUUUACCGCAAAGAAAUCGAGGUGGAUUCCUCACCCUCUGUUCUGGAGAUUCUUGACACUGCUGGUACCGAACAGUUCGCAUCCAUGCGGGACCUUUACAUAAAAAAUGGUCAAGGUUUCAUAUUGGUCUACAGUCUUGUCAACCAGCAGAGCUUCCAAGACAUCAAACCCAUGAGGGACCAGAUCAUCAGAGUGAAAAGGUACGAGAAGGUCCCAGUGAUCCUGGUGGGGAACAAGGUGGACCUGGAGAGUGAGAGGGAGGUGUCGGCCAGCGAGGGCCAGGCUCUGGCCGAGGAGUGGGGCUGCCCCUUUAUGGAGACCUCGGCCAAGAGCAAAACCAUGGUGGACGAACUGUUCGCCGAGAUAGUUCGGCAGAUGGACUACGCCGCCCAGCCAGACAAGGAUGACCCAUGUUGCUCCUCCUGCAAUAUACAAUAGCCCCAGAGCCUAGGGGACGCCAGGGGGACAAGGGAGAGAGGAAGUCUGCAUACACCAAGAUACUGUACACAGAGAGGAGGAUUAUACUCACACCAACAACAUGGAUGAUUAAUAAACUCAUGGUAGAACUGUGGUGGAUUUUAACUCAUUGGUGCAUAAAAUCAGUCAUGAUGUAAAUGAUAAUAAUGACAUGUUAAUAAUUAAUAGAAUGAAAUGAGGAAUGCAAAGGAUUUGCGCAAGAGAAAUUGACAAACCGUACUAAAGAAAAGUGCACUCGCCUUAUGUUAUCCUGUUUUCUCUGGCGGAGAAAAAAAUAUGUCUUGAGUCGUCCGUGCAGAAUUACAGGUUUUGUAGUCUUUAUGUUUUCUGCGAUCGGCUUCGGUAAUGUUUAUUUUACAUUGUUUUGGUCUUGUUGAUAUGACCUAGUUUCUCUGUGCACAUCAAGCUGGAGCCUUCUUUCUCCAUGUUAAGUUACCAUGACAGCGCAGAGCGGCAGAUAGAGGGGAGGAGAUAAUCCCUCUGAUCAACUUGUUUGAAACAUUGAUGAGUAAUUGAUUUGUGUGCUAAGUUUUCCUGUGCAGAAAAAUAGAGGGCCUACCUACCUUCAUCCAAGGGUAAACAUUUUUUUGUUGCACAUCACUAGGACAGAACCAAAGAGGUGACUUGAAAGCGCCUCCAUUUUUUCCCCUCUUAUUUCCUUUUUAGUUGUUUCGAGGAAUGGAAAGAAAAUGGUGGAAAAGUCAGUGUCAUUCUUGAAACAAUGUUGUCUUCUCCUUCCUAUUUUCUUAUGAUAAGUGUAGCAGAGGUAGGUAGGUGUCUGUCACAUAUCCUGUGAUUUGUUUUGGUUUCAGGAGGUUCUGACAACAGAUUCCUGAAUAUUGUAACAGUUUCAUUCGGAUGGGACAAGAAGGACUCCAUCUUUCAGUGUUUGAAUAUCUCAACAGACUCUGUCUCUAGAAACUGUCUUCUUUUCAGGAAUGAAGAUGUCAUCACUCAUCAUUCUCUACAUUUUAUUUUUUUGGUUGGGUAUCACAAAUGGGAUGCGACGUUUUGUCAACAUCCCACUCUUUAUGUAUUCAGAGUAUUGAAAUUCAUAGUAGGCUAAUAAUAGUGAUGAUGAUGAUGAUGAUGAAUAACAAUUAUAAUUAACGGUAGUGUAAAUAUUUUGUAUGGAAAGUGCCAGCUCCUAUGAAGACACUGACUCAACACAUGUGGAAUUGUCAACUGUAUGCAUGGCUAGUAAAUUUAAAAAAGGACUUCAUCGUUUGAGAUUAUAAUAGACUGUGGAAACGUGCAAACCAAACACAUACACGUCUGGGUCUGGACACUGUCUCAACUGUAUGUCGUUGUUGCCACGGGGAACCAGACCUUCCCUGAGUUACCAUUUUUCAUUGUUCAUUUUAUAUUUUUUUUAUGUGACCAUUUACUCUUUCUCCCUCCCUAAAUGAAUGGUGACACUGUUUCAUUAGGCACCCAAACAAUAAAAGUGUGUUUAACACAAUAUAUCCAA
Messenger RNA from Salvelinus fontinalis (brook trout), 2872 nucleotides. Its product is annotated as ras-related protein Rap-2a. The transcript has 2 exons. Gene Ontology annotation, biological process: negative regulation of cell migration; Rap protein signal transduction. NCBI's taxonomy places the organism in Eukaryota, Metazoa, Chordata, Actinopteri, Salmoniformes, Salmonidae. Gene Ontology annotation, cellular component: plasma membrane. Gene Ontology annotation, molecular function: GDP binding; GTPase activity; GTP binding. The record is from RefSeq and is a predicted model, not a curated record. The coding region runs from base 811 to 1362 and encodes 183 amino acids.